AUGGGUUUACUCUUGCAAAAAAAUCACCUUUUCCGUCUCAGAUGUGAACAGAUUCGGCAAAAUGAUGAGGAGAAAACAAUCUUCACAGUCCUUAUGGACCAUUUCAACACUGAGGAAUUCACACUCUUUGCUGCAGCGCUCCGUGUCAAUAACACUAUUCGACAGUUCCAACUGUGUCUUAUGAGUGCUUCGCAACCACCAGAUCAAAUUCAAGUAUUGGGAAACAUCUUUCAGACCAGCACUGCCAUAAAGAGACUGAUUCUGAUUGAUCCUUACAAUCACCAACUCCAAGCCUUGUGGCAAGGUGUUCUUUCCGGUCAAUCGCUGGAUGAUGUUGCCUUGAAUUUGCAUCCACCGGCUUCUGUUGCUGGUUUUAUGGAGGCAUGGACCGAAUCAUCAACCAUCAAGAGUUUCACGUUUCAGGAGUGUCACUUCCAAAAGGACAAUGUGGAUGCUCUCUGCACUCAUCUCAUAGGAUCAAGGCGCAAUGGCGCACGGUUUGUCUUUCAUCACUGUAUUUUCACCGUGGAUGACAAACGCUGCAUUGCGCAGGCUCUAGCCCAAAGCACCGCUCAUAUAAUGUUUUCAUUUUGUGACAAAGAUGGGUUGGACAAGGAGACGGCUACAAUGUUUGGACAAGCUGUUGCCACAAACAAAAAGCUGCAGGGAGUGGCAUUUUAUGAAUUGGAUAAUGACAAUUUGCACAUCAUCACACAGGCAAUUGAGCAGAAUCACUAUUUGACACGUGCUUCCAUUUCGGGAAAGAGAGUGAGAUUCGAGAGAGAAACUGAAUUUGUGGAGAUGUGCAAGAAAAAGGUGGCCCAGUCUAUUGAACUCAACAAGGCAGGCCGCCAGUUUCUGCAGGAGUCCAUUCAACGGCCUGGUGGUGCAAGUAUUGAAGCAUUCUGGUUAUCCUCCUUGACCAAGAAUAUCAAUAAACACUCUCUUAUAUAUUCUUGGAUUCGCAACUAUCCUGAUGUUUUUGUUCGGGUGGCUGGUCUUGCCAAGGAAGUGGAAUCCAAGGGAAAGAGAAAGGCUGAUAUCAAGGGCAAGUUGAAGGCUAAGAAGCCCAGGACCAUGGGAUAA
Molecule: messenger RNA, 1086 nt
Organism: Seminavis robusta
Lineage: Eukaryota; Bacillariophyta; Bacillariophyceae; Naviculales; Naviculaceae
Source: the annotation of a GenBank genome assembly